Messenger RNA from Adelges cooleyi (spruce gall adelgid), 1489 nucleotides. RefSeq names its product Y-box-binding protein 1 (gene yps). NCBI's taxonomy places the organism in Eukaryota, Metazoa, Arthropoda, Insecta, Hemiptera, Adelgidae. The record is from RefSeq and is a predicted model, not a curated record. The coding region runs from base 118 to 1032 and encodes 304 amino acids. Gene Ontology annotation, cellular component: nucleus. The transcript has 8 exons. Gene Ontology annotation, molecular function: nucleic acid binding. Gene Ontology annotation, biological process: regulation of gene expression.
AGGCCCCAGCUCAGUGGAGUACAACGACAGAGUAGGUGAACAUCAGGCAGGAGUUCGCGUUGGGGUAAUUUUUUCCAUCUUUAACAUCCAUCGUUCGGCCACCGUCUUAACAACUUAAUGGCGGAACAAGUUGGCGGAGAGAGGAGGACGGAGCGGCAAAAGUCCGUCACUCAAAAGCCGGUCAUAUCUGUCAAAGUGACUGGAGUUGUAAAAUGGUUCAACGUAAAGAGCGGCUAUGGGUUCAUCAAUCGUAACGACACAAAAGAAGAUAUUUUUGUCCAUCAAUCUGCUAUAAUCAAGAAUAAUCCGAAAAAAGUGGUUCGCAGCGUCGGUGAUGGAGAAAUAGUGGAGUUUGAUGUGGUCGAGGGAGAAAAGGGCCAUGAAGCAGCUAAUGUAACUGGACCGGAAGGCGAACCUGUCAAGGGAUCGCCGUACGCUGCCGAAAGGAGGAGAAACCCCUACCGUCAGUGGUUCUACAGAGGACGUCCUAAUACCCGUCCGAGAAACGACAGACCUAGAGACGACAGUGCCAGCGGUGAAAAAGAAGAAGGAGAAAACGAAGGAGGAGAACAACCUAGACGCGGCUAUCGACAACCGCGUCAACAAAAUUGGUAUAACAGCUAUCGUGGAAACCGAAGAGGAGGUCCGCCAAAUAGAGGAGAAGGCGGGGGUGAUUACAACGGAGGUGAAAACUACGGUUAUGAUAACUCGCCACCGGGUAGAGGAAGAGGCCGUGGUAUGGGUGCACCCAGACGCUAUUUCCGUAGAGGAGGUGGUUUUAGAGGAGGUCGUGGCGGUCCUGGCGGUCCUCGUCGACCAUACCAAGAUGAAAAUAAUCAGGAUAACAAUGAGUAUAAUCAGAAUGAUGAUAAUGGCGCCAACAGACCACGUCCGCGUUAUCGUCGUCGCAACAACAGAUCACGAGCAAGAAGUGAUGGACCACCAAGAGGAAACAGUCCGAGUGACAAUGAAUCCAAACAAAAAAAUUUUGGAGGUGAACCAUUGGAACUUCAAGACCACAGCACAGCCUAACAUCUGAAUAAUUUGCGAACAGUAUAUUUUUUUUUCAUAGAAUCUUGUUUUAAUUUUCUCUUACGCAUUUUGUGUUUUUCAUGUAAAUCUAAUCUCGGACGUUUUAUUUGUUCCAUUCGCCACGACUUAAGGAGUUCUACAAUAAUCAAUUUGAUUAAUUUGAUUGCCUCUACAUCUUCUGUAUAUAUAUAUAUAUAUCUGUAUUUUCAAUCCGACCAACAACUUAUUCGGGUUGUCAAUUUAUUAUCUUGCUUGAUCUUGAAUCUGUGAAUCGUACAUCUUUAAAAAGUAUUUUGCAUGAUAAUUUUUCCUCUUUUUUUUUUUUUUAUAAUCAUCACAAUUUUUUUUUUUAUGAAACGUGUUGAAUUACAACUGAUGAUAAUAUCGAGUUAAUAAAAUUUAGACGAGCAAUUUGUGUGCAUGAGUUAAACAAAAUAUAUAUUAUAUUUUGUAUAAA